Mercurialis annua (annual mercury) is the source of this 614-nucleotide messenger RNA. Its product is annotated as 40S ribosomal protein S25-3-like. Lineage: Eukaryota; Viridiplantae; Streptophyta; Magnoliopsida; Malpighiales; Euphorbiaceae. Gene Ontology annotation, molecular function: structural constituent of ribosome. Gene Ontology annotation, cellular component: cytosolic small ribosomal subunit. Bases 116 to 442 code for a protein of 108 amino acids. The transcript is spliced from 4 exons. The record is from RefSeq and is a predicted model, not a curated record.
UCUGCCGAGUUUUCUUCUUCUUCUUCAUCAUCUCUUCUCCAAACCCUAAACCACCCGAGCCUUCCUCCUCCGACGGUUGCCCCAGCUGCAGCCACCUCAGUUUAGCUAAAAGAAUAUGGCACCAAAGAAGGAGAAGGCCCCACCUCCGUCGUCGAAGCCAGCAAAAUCCGGUGGAGGGAAGCAGAAGAAGAAGAAAUGGAGCAAGGGUAAGCAAAAGGAGAAGGUGAACAACAGUGUUUUGUUUGACCAAGCUACUUAUGACAAGCUUCUCUCGGAAGUUCCUAAGUUCAAGCUCAUCACUCCUUCUAUCUUGUCUGAUAGAUUGAGGAUCAACGGAUCUCUGGCUCGCCAUGCAAUCAAGGAUUUAAUGGCAAGAGGCUCUAUCAGGAUGAUAUCUGCUCAUGCUAGUCAGCUGAUCUACACCAGAGCCACCUAUACUUAGAAUGAAAUUAAUUAGUCAGCAUUUUCUUACCAUCCAUAGGGUCUUUGCUACCGUAUGGUAACUGCAUUUUGUUCUUUAUUUUAUUAAUUCUUCCUUUUGAGGUUUUUGAAUGGAGAAUUCGAAGUUUUUGCUGCCAACUCAAUCGAGAUAUUACAAUAUGUUUCAUCCUGCA